Molecule: messenger RNA, 369 nt
Organism: Guillardia theta CCMP2712
Lineage: Eukaryota; Cryptophyceae; Pyrenomonadales; Geminigeraceae
Exons: 7
Coding region: 1-369 (122 amino acids)
Biological process (GO): spindle assembly
Cellular component (GO): HAUS complex
Molecular function (GO): microtubule minus-end binding
Source: RefSeq, a predicted model, not a curated record
AUGGAGGUGAUCGUUAGAGAGUAUAAGAUCAAGGGGAUGCCCAAGUGGGAUGAGACCAAGAAGGACUUUCUCCUCGCCUUCUGUGAGGCUCAGGUGCUCAAAGUUGCCAAGCUACAAGCAGAGAUCCGACAUGACACUUACAACUCGCGGACAGUCCCAGCUCUGAGCAGGAUCCUCGAGCUUCUCCAGCAAGCCAAAGCAGAGGCACAAGCUGAGAAAUCAAACUUGGAGAAGCAGCUGGCCGAGUAUGAGGCCGGAGGCAGCAUGAUGGAGCGACUAGCGCACGAGAUGGGCGAGCUGAAGGUGCAGCUGAAAGAGAAGCAAUGGGCGCUUGAGCAGGUAAAGAAAGGAGUUCUCGAUGGUUUUUAA